Momordica charantia (bitter melon) is the source of this 1000-nucleotide messenger RNA. RefSeq names its product RHOMBOID-like protein 1. The record is from RefSeq and is a predicted model, not a curated record. Gene Ontology annotation, molecular function: serine-type endopeptidase activity. Gene Ontology annotation, biological process: proteolysis. NCBI's taxonomy places the organism in Eukaryota, Viridiplantae, Streptophyta, Magnoliopsida, Cucurbitales, Cucurbitaceae. Gene Ontology annotation, cellular component: membrane.
GGUGCCGGCCUUCGUCGUCGCCAAUUCCGUUCUGUUCUCGAUCUCCAUGUACGUCAACGAUUGCCCCAGAAACUCCUCUUCUUGCAUUGCUGGGUUCUUGGGCAGAUUCUCGUUUCAGCCCCUUAAAGAGAAUCCCCUCCUUGGCCCUUCUGCCUCCACAUUAGAAAAGAUGGGUGCUCUGGAAGUUGAUAAAGUGGUUUUUGGGCACCAGCCAUGGAGAUUGAUCUCUUGUAUAUGGUUACAUGCAGGGGUGUUCCAUAUACUUGCUAAUAUGCUGAGUCUUGUUUUCAUUGGAAUUCGGCUUGAGCAAGAAUUCGGUUUCGUUCGAAUCGGGAUGCUGUACAUUAUAUCUGGAUUCGGCGGGAGUUUGUUGUCGGCUCUGUUUAUUCAGUCGGGUAUCUCAGUAGGCGCUUCGGGUGCUCUUUUUGGUCUCCUAGGAGGCAUGUUGUCGGAGCUCCUUACGAAUUGGACGAUAUAUGCAAAUAAGCUUGCAGCAUUAUUGACUCUCCUCUUCAUCAUUGUAAUCAAUYUGGYCGUGGGAGUACUUCCUCACGUUGAUAAUUUUGCUCAUAUUGGAGGAUUUAUCUCUGGUUUUCUUCUUGGGUUCGUGUUUUUGGUACGCCCUCAGUUCGGGUGGGUUAGCCAAAGAAAUGCAUCUCGUAGACAUAAUUCAACUUCGGCUAAACCUAAAUAUAAGGCAUAUYAGUAUGUGCUAUGGAUUGUAUCUCUGCUGCUACUGAUUACUGGGUUUGCAAUUGGUCURGUCUUUCUCUUUAGAGGGGAAGAUUUGAAUGAUCACUGUUCGUGGUGCCAUUAUUUGAGCUGCGUUCCUACAUCAAAAUGGAGCUGCAACUCACAGAAGUUCUCUUGUGAGUCAAGUCAAUUGGGAAAUCAACUAAACAUGACGUGCCUGAGCAACGGGAGAAGUGGCUCGUAUUCGUUAGCCAAUAGUACUAGCUCUUCUGAGGUGCAACAGAUAUGUUCUCAGCUCUGCAGUUGA